CCACCAAUGACAACAGAAAUAAAUAGACAUCAUUUAUUAGCGCUCUAUAGAGCUUUACAAAGAUCUGCUACUAAGUUUAGUAGCUACAACUUCAGACAUUACUUCCUUCGUAGAAAUAGAUUAGCCUUUAGGGAAUUUUUGGGCGUUCAUCCAGUUGGUCAACCAAGCAGCGACAGUAAAGCAAGCAAUCCAGCAAAUUUGAAUGCUUUCUACAAAGAGCAACGUGAUCAACUUGAUAUAGUCAGCAGAGCUGCUGCUGUAAAUAGAAUGUUUGAAGGCGAACGUUUAGUUGUUGAGAGACCAAGGAUUAUAACAUCUGGUGGCGGUGCUGGUAUGGAAGCAAGUGCAGGAGGCGCUGGUCAGCCAGUCGAUCCUCAACACCCUCGCGCCACAGAAGGUGGUGAACCUGGUGAAACAGUCAACAAGGCUGCUUAUAAAGACGCUCCAUUGAACAAAAACUAAUGCAUUUCUCACAAAUCAUCUUCAUAAUCACUUGGUAUAUCAAAUUGUUGACGUAAAUUAAAUUGAGAUAGAUCAAAUCGUUCAGAUAUUUUUGAAAUCGCUGAAAUAGUGGCAUCUGUUAACUUUUCAACUUCGAGUUUAGAUAUUCUGAUAUAAUUCAUCUUCUGAUCUAAUGCCGCACUACCACCCUUUCUUACAGUAUACAGCUCUUCUUCCCUUUCUUUUACUGAGUAGUUGAGCUUCAGAUAUUCAGCGAUCAAGUCUUGACGCUCAGUCUAAUUAUUAUUAGCAAUAUAAGUGAUUGCCAUAGACAUACUGUGUCUUCGUAUCCAUUAGCUUGGAGUUCUUCGAAAGCUACGGUUGCUGACUUCAAGUUUUUUUGAAGCGCUGCUACUUUGGUCUUGAGUGCUGCAUUCUCAUUCUGGACAUUCUUUGUGGCGUCACUUGGGAAUGACCAAUAGUAGUUUGAUAUGCCUAUCUUGUCCAUCGAGACCAAAUUAUCACUACACAAAUCCUGCAGUAUAUCCUUGAUACUUUGACUAACUGUGGUCUUUUAAAAUAGAAGGACAUUAAAGAUAUGGCAUCUUAACUAAUUCCCUUCGCUUUCGGUACGUUCUUCUCUAAUUCUUUAAGCUGCAACUUUUAGUUCCGUGUCUUGCUAAGCUAUCGCUCAAACCUGGAAAAAAUCUCUCUAUAUAAGCUUUAAUAUUGUAUUCCAAUAAAUACAAGAGCCCACAGUCUCAUAAAAGUAAUUGAGAAGCCUCUAGAAUUUAGUAUACAUUCGCAUCUCUCAGGAUGCUGUUAUCUCUCACCUUUUCUUCUUCUCAUCUGCUGAAAGACGUUGCUUUGACUGUAGUUUCAUCUCAGUCGGUUCUAUUAGGAAGAUAGCAUCCCUUAAAUACCAUAUCUCUUUGUAUCUUGUGUAAUUUUAUAUCUCAC
This is a messenger RNA of Wallemia mellicola CBS 633.66, 1401 nucleotides long. RefSeq lists its product as hypothetical. Gene Ontology annotation, biological process: iron-sulfur cluster assembly. Gene Ontology annotation, cellular component: L-cysteine desulfurase complex; mitochondrion. Bases 7 to 462 code for a protein of 151 amino acids. The transcript is spliced from 4 exons. NCBI's taxonomy places the organism in Eukaryota, Fungi, Basidiomycota, Wallemiomycetes, Wallemiales, Wallemiaceae. The record is from RefSeq and is a predicted model, not a curated record.